Messenger RNA from Ilex paraguariensis (yerba mate), 840 nucleotides. The record is from the annotation of a GenBank genome assembly. NCBI's taxonomy places the organism in Eukaryota, Viridiplantae, Streptophyta, Magnoliopsida, Aquifoliales, Aquifoliaceae.
ACAAAAAUUGUCUCUGUUUUUAAUUUUUUUGAAAAUGCAAAAACAAAAACGUUACCAAACGACCACUUAGAUUCGAGAGGAGAAAAUGGAGUAGAGCACCAAUCAGCCCUCUUGGACUCUUGGAGACCGAGACCAGCAGAAGAAAAAGAACACCUGUGUUGCAUAUUCAUACGUUUAUAUAUAUAGAUAGCGAGAGGAAUUUAGAGAGAAGCUAUGGGGGAAGAGGGACAAGGGAAGAAGAGGAGGGUGGUGGAGGAGUCACUAGGAGGGCUAACAGAAUCGUUGAUCAUGCCGAGAAAGCACGGGGCAAUCUCUGGCGUAGGUUCGUCCUCCAUUCUUGAACUCAAGGCCCAACUCUACCAAUCCUGGGAAGAAUCCAAGCGUCUCUCCAAAGAACCCCUAUCUGGUCACGAACAACACAUCGAAGUCCACCGUGCGAAGAAGAAGAUCGCCACACCCGAUACCUUCUCUCACACGAAGUCUGGUGUUGCCAAGUACAUUUGCAUUCUUAAUCUUGUUAUUUAUUUUGAUUAUGUGAAAUUGACUUCAGGGUUUUUAGAGUGGGCUCCCAAGAUGCCUUUGGUGCCAAAGACACGUGUUGCUUGCAGGGGCUCCGAGGGACCUCACGCCUAGGACACGUGUUAAUCCAUGGGGCUCCCACGUUUUUCGUGCUGAGGAUAUGUGUCGUUCUCAGUAAGAUCCGAGGGUUACUUAUGCCGAGGACAUGUGUCGACUCGCUGUUGACUCUCAGAAGUGUCCUAUCAAUUGAUCUUUGUACUGCGUGGGUGACGUGGCGUGAGAAGAUGAAAGGGCUUGACUCCUGCCUCCUUACGUAGCCGU